This is a messenger RNA of Psammomys obesus (fat sand rat), 363 nucleotides long. Its product is annotated as 40S ribosomal protein S20-like. The transcript has a single exon. Lineage: Eukaryota; Metazoa; Chordata; Mammalia; Rodentia; Muridae. The coding region runs from base 1 to 363 and encodes 120 amino acids. Gene Ontology annotation, cellular component: ribosome; cytosolic small ribosomal subunit. Gene Ontology annotation, biological process: translation. Gene Ontology annotation, molecular function: RNA binding; structural constituent of ribosome. The record is from RefSeq and is a predicted model, not a curated record.
AUGGCUUUUAAAGAGAGCGGGAAGACGCAGCCCCUAGAACCCGAGGUGGGCUUUCACCGGAUUCGAAUCACGCUCACCAGCCGCAACGUGAAGUCGCUGGAGAAGGUGUGCGCAGACCUGAUCCGAGGCGCCAAGGAAAAGAAUCUCAAGGUGAAAGGGCCGGUGCGCAUGCCCACCAAGACACUGAGAAUCACGACGAGGAAAACACCCUGUAGUGAAGGUUCCAAGACGUGGGAUCACUUCCAGAUGAGAAUCCACAAGCGACUCAUUGACUUACGCAGUCCUUUGGAUAUCGUCAAGCAGAUCACUUCCAUCAGUGCUGAGCCAGGAGUGGAGGUCGAAGUCACCAUUGCAGAUGCCUGA